Onychostruthus taczanowskii (white-rumped snowfinch) is the source of this 3343-nucleotide messenger RNA. RefSeq names its product NEDD4 like E3 ubiquitin protein ligase (gene NEDD4L). Gene Ontology annotation, biological process: regulation of dendrite morphogenesis; ubiquitin-dependent protein catabolic process. The transcript is spliced from 33 exons. The coding region runs from base 93 to 3077 and encodes 994 amino acids. The record is from RefSeq and is a predicted model, not a curated record. NCBI's taxonomy places the organism in Eukaryota, Metazoa, Chordata, Aves, Passeriformes, Passeridae. Gene Ontology annotation, molecular function: sodium channel inhibitor activity; protein binding; ubiquitin protein ligase activity.
CUUCCGCCGCCCGCGGGCCAGCGGCGGCAGCAGGAGAAGGAGGAGGAGGAGAAGGCGGCGGCGGGCGGCUCGGCGGGCCCGGGAGCGGCUCCAUGGCGACCGCGGCGGCGGAACCGGUGUACGGGCUCUCGGAGGACGAGGAGGAGUCUCGAAUCCUCCGGGUGAAGGUGGUUUCUGGCAUCGAUCUGGCGAAGAAAGACAUCUUCGGAGCCAGCGACCCGUAUGUGAAACUUUCCUUGUAUGUAGCAGAUGAGAACAGAGAACUUGCUCUUGUGCAGACAAAAACUAUCAAAAAGACACUGAACCCUAAAUGGAAUGAAGAGUUUUACUUCAGAGUAAACCCAACCAACCAUCGGCUCCUGUUCGAGGUGUUUGAUGAAAACAGACUGACCAGAGACGACUUCCUGGGCCAGGUGGAUGUGCCGCUCAGUCACCUCCCGACUGAAGACCCAACUAUGGAGAGGCCAUACACAUUUAAGGAUUUCCUCCUCAGACCAAGAAGCCACAAAUCUCGCGUGAAGGGUUUCUUGAGACUGAAGAUGGCGUAUAUGCCCAAAAAUGGUGGCCAGGAGGAAGAAAACAGUGAUCAGAGGGAUGACUCUGAGCACGGCUGGGACGUGGUGGAUCCCAGCGAUGCCGCAUCCCAGCGCCAGGAGGAGCUGCCGCCUCCCCCGCUGCCCCCCGGCUGGGAAGAGAAGGUGGACAACCUGGGGCGCACCUACUACGUGAACCACAACAACAGGAGCACCCAGUGGCACCGGCCCAGCCUCAUCGACGUGGGAUCCGAGUCAGAUAACAACAUCAGACAGAUAAACCAAGAGGCGGCUCACAGGCGGUUCCGCUCCCGCCGCCACAUCAGUGAGGAUUUGGAACCGGAGCCUGCGGAGAGUGGAGACAUUCCUGAGCCUUGGGAAACCAUUUCAGAGGAGGCAAGUGCCAGUGGGGAUUCCUUAAGCUUGUCACUGCCACCUCCUCCUGCAUCUCCAGUGUCCCGGACCAGUCCUCAGGAGCUGUCUGAGGAGCUGAGCAGAAGACUCCAGGUCACUCCUGAUUCCAAUGGGGAACAACUCGGCUCUUUGAUUCAAAGAGAACCUUCUUCACGACUGAGGUCCUGCAGUGUGACAGACACAGUCGCUGAACAGUCCCAGUUAUCCCUGCAGAAUGGUCCCUCUAGGAGAGCUCGUUCUUCAACUGUCACAGGGGGAGAGGAGCCAACGCCUUCUGUGGCUUAUGUGCACACCACGCCGGGCUUGCCUUCGGGCUGGGAGGAGCGCAAGGACGCCAAGGGCCGGACCUACUACGUCAACCACAACAACCGGACCACAACGUGGACACGGCCCAUCAUGCAGCUCGCCGAGGACGGCAUGGUGGGGCCGGGCGCCAGCAGCAGCAACCACCUGAGCGAGCCGCAGAUCCGGCGGCCCCGCAGCCUCAGCUCGCCCACUGUCACCCUGUCUGCGCCGCUCGAGGGCAUGAAGGACUCUCCGGUGCGCAGGGCAGUGAAGGACACCCUGUCCAACCCUCAGUCCCCACAGCCGUCCCCCUACAACUCGCCCAAGCCCCAGCACAAGGGGGCCCAGAGCUUCCUGCCCCCGGGCUGGGAGAUGCGCAUCGCCCCGAACGGCCGCCCCUUCUUCAUCGACCACAACACCAAGACCACCACCUGGGAGGAUCCACGGCUGAAGUUUCCGGUGCACUUGAGAUCCAAAGCGUCUCUGAACCCCAAUGAUUUGGGCCCUCUUCCUCCUGGCUGGGAGGAAAGAAUACACCUGGAUGGAAGAACAUUUUAUAUAGACCAUAGAAGCCAGGUGUUGAUAUGUGGAGACAUUGAUACCAGAGACUUAGUGCCCUCCUACGAUAAUAAAAUUACCCAGUGGGAAGACCCCAGGCUGCAGAACCCAGCCAUCACGGGCCCAGCAGUGCCGUACUCCAGGGAGUUCAAGCAGAAGUACGACUAUUUCCGCAAGAAGUUAAAGAAACCUGCUGACAUACCCAACAGAUUUGAGAUGAAAUUACACAGAAAUAACAUUUUUGAGGAGUCCUACAGAAGAAUCAUGUCUGUGAAGAGACCUGAUGUACUAAAAGCCAGGCUCUGGAUUGAAUUUGAGUCAGAAAAAGGACUUGACUACGGAGGUGUGGCCAGAGAAUGGUUUUUUCUCUUGUCCAAGGAGAUGUUUAACCCUUACUAUGGUCUCUUUGAAUACUCAGCAACGGACAACUAUACACUUCAGAUUAAUCCUAAUUCAGGUCUCUGUAACGAAGACCAUCUGUCGUACUUCACGUUCAUCGGCCGGGUGGCCGGCCUGGCUGUGUACCACGGGAAGCUGCUGGACGGCUUCUUCAUCAGACCGUUCUACAAGAUGAUGCUGGGGAAGCCCAUAACGCUGAAGGACAUGGAAUCAGUGGACAGCGAAUACUACAACUCUCUGAAGUGGAUCCUGGAAAAUGACCCUACAGAGCUGGAUCUCAUGUUUUGCAUAGACGAGGAAAACUUUGGACAGACAUAUCAAGUGGACCUGAAGCCCAACGGGUCCGAAAUCAUGGUAACGAAUGAAAACAAGCGGGAAUACAUUGACCUGGUCAUCCAGUGGCGGUUUGUCAACAGAGUGCAGAAACAAAUGAAUGCCUUUCUGGAGGGAUUCACAGAACUGCUUCCUAUUGAUCUGAUUAAAAUUUUUGAUGAAAAUGAGCUGGAGUUACUGAUGUGUGGCCUUGGCGAUGUCGAUGUCAACGACUGGAGACAACACACCAUCUACAAAAAUGGUUACUGCCCAAAUCAUCCCGUUAUCCAGUGGUUCUGGAAGGCUGUUCUGCUGAUGGAUGCUGAGAAGCGGAUCCGGCUCCUGCAGUUUGUGACCGGGACGUCACGUGUGCCUAUGAACGGAUUUGCUGAACUUUACGGUUCAAAUGGUCCUCAACUGUUUACAAUAGAGCAGUGGGGAAGUCCUGAUAAGCUGCCCCGGGCUCACACCUGCUUUAACCGCCUAGACUUACCUCUGUACGAAUCUUUCGAGGACCUGCGGGAGAAGCUCCUCAUGGCCGUGGAGAACGCCCAAGGGUUUGAAGGGGUGGAUUAACUUUGCAGCACCCAUUCCCUCUCCAAGCACGUUCUGCUGGCUUUGGCACCUGCCCGAGGGACUCGGAGGGCUUGUGGCAUGGCAGCUGCCCGGUGCUGGGCUCUGGAGCAGCCCCCGGCAGGGUCCCCGAGGCUGGGACUGUCACCUGGGGUGGCCUUGCUGAUGUUCCCGCACCAGUUGCGAACUGAUCACGUUUCAGCAGGACUUACUCUAUUUAUGUUGUGCCUCUGUAGGCAAAGCCCUUAAUAAAUAUUUUACACAAUUUU